CCUCUCUUCCGUCACUCGAGGUCGCCAACACGCCCCCUUUUCUGCCUGGCCAACGCCGCCAGGCAAGGGGCGACUCCUCGCGGUGAAACGGAGGAGGUGCGCACGGCGGGCCCCGCGCAGGCCCAGUAGCCCUGGAGAAGCCAGGCCUGGGCGGCUGGGGCUGGUGCCAUGGCGGAGAAGCAGGUGAGCCCCGGUGUGGAGUCAAUUCCCGGCCCUAAGGAGGUGGCGCCUGCAGCGCCUGCGGCUGCGGCGGCGUCGAUAGAGAACUCCGGGGCCGCCGCGAAGUCACCAGGCGUCGGGGACUACGAAGGCAACUGUGUGUUCUGUCGGAUUGCCAGGCGGCAGGAACCCACCGAGCUCCUGCACUGCGAGAAUGAAGAUCUAGUUUGCUUCAAAGAUAUCAAACCAGCAACAACCCAUCAUUAUCUUGUGGUGCCAAAAAAGCAUAUUGGAAGUUGUAAAGAUCUAAACAGAGAUCAAAUAGAACUGGUUGAGAGCAUGGUAGCAGUUGGAAAAACCAUUCUUGAAAGGAAUAAUUUCACUGACUUUACAGAUGUGAGGAUGGGUUUCCAUGUACCACCAUUCUGCACUAUAUCUCACCUACAUCUUCACAUUCUGGCACCAGUCAAGCAAUUUGGCUUCUUGUCCAAGUUGAUUUAUAGACCAAAUUCUUAUUGGUUUAUCACAGCAGAUUAUUUGAUUGAAAAACUAAGAAAAUGAAAAUAUCAACAAUGGAAGAUUUUCCUAACCUUGGCUUAAUAUGAGCUAAUACUUUGGUCCUUUUGAAUUGUAAUUUUAAUAUUUGUUGGUCUAUAUGAAAGAAUAUUACUGAGUAGUCUUAUUUUUGAACAAUCUGUAAAAUGGUUAUAUGAAUACUUUGUCACUGAUUUUGUUUUGAUGGUUAUUUUUGUAAGGGUUUAUGCAUAACGUAGGUAAAUCAGAAGAAAUUCCAUUAAUAAAAAUAGCUUCCAUGCUUCUUAAAAGUUAAAUUUCACUUCUCAGUAGUAUUGACAGUGAUUUAUUUAUGAUGAGGAAGCUAGUAAAGGAAGUACUUCACUGGAAUAUUUAUUACUAAAAAGGUGAAAAAGAAAGUAACUAUUUCUUGGUAAUCUAUAGUUUUCACAUACAUUUUUAAGAUAAAUACUUAGGAACAAUACUAAGUAAACACUAAAUAUUAUAAACUUAUAAAUACUAAGUAAUAAUACUUAGUAAUGUCUGACCUUGCUGAUGAAGCAGGAUGCACUACUUCUUACUUAUUUUCAGAUGUUUUUCAAUUCUUAUAUCCCAGCAUCUUUUUAAAUGAAUUGGUGCUUUUUAAAUGAAAGUGCAGGUAAAGAGAAACAUACAUACAUGCGUAUAUAUAUGCCCCCCCACACGUGCGUGCGCUCACACACACACACACACACACUUCCUUCUUAGCCAUCAGGAUAAGACUCAGUGAAUGUGUGAAACCCAGGAGAUAACCAUAUCGUUUGUAUACUAUAUUUUGUCUUUAUCCGUACAUUUCUGAUGAAAGUGUUGUAAGUUAGACACCACAGGAUAUUAAUAUAAUUAAUAAUAAAAUGUGCAAUUGUAGCAAUAAUGCUGUAAUAUUACCAGCAUCACUGUUGUACUUUAGGGCUAUUAUUAAUGAAAUAAAGGUUAGUUGAAUACUAUGACAGUUUGAUAACUGACAGGUGGAAUGUGUACUAUGUCAAUUCAGAUUCCAGGUGGGAUAGAGUAAGAUGGUGAGAUUUUAUAAGGCUACUCAGAACUGCAUGGGAUUGAGGAUGCAUGAAUUGUUUAUUUUAGGAAUUUUAGUUUAAUAUUUUUAGUUGGCCACAGACUGUGGAAAGGCAAACCACAGAAAGUGAAACCGUAGAUAAAGGAGUACUACUAUGUCAUAAUUUCUAUUAGAACUUUGCAAUAUGCAGCAAUUUGGCUAACAGAAUUCUGAAAUGGAAUUUUACCUGUAAAAACAUAAAGGAAACAAGCAUAAAAUACUAAACAUUAUGCUAAAUAAAUACUAAAAGAGGCAGAAAUUCUUGCCUUACAGCAUGUUUUCUUUUUGUACCAAACAGAAAUAAGAAUAAAAAGUGGUUAGAUCUGACUUUGAUUAUGAAAUAGCUAUGACCUGGAAGUAGUUCUAGACUUAGAUAAGAAAAUUUAUUUUAAUAACGUAAAAUUAGUAUUAUCUAUUUGUUAUUUUAUGAAGUAUGUAUCCCUAGGAAUUGUUUUUGGUGCUAAUCUACAGUUAAAUAGUGAAUGUGAAUGAAAAGUAGGUACUUAAAGCUAAUCCUGCAUCAUACCAGUGUAUAAUAGUGCCAUGUACACAAGUAGGAAUGAUCAUAUAGAUGAGUGCUCAUUGGAAAUAGGUUGAGAUUACUAGAUUACAUUCCUUUUUGGGUAUUAUACUUUCAAGUAGUGAAAUAUUUCCUAAAAUAUUUAGUUAUAAGCAUACAGAGUCAAUAUCAUCUAGUUUAUUCAUUAUUCAUCCAGCAAACAUUUUUUGAACAUUUAACAUGUAGCAGACACUGCCAGGAUCAGGAAACAAAGAAGUGAGGGGACAGUGUACUUUCAAUUACUACUACUACACAGGUCAUACCCCACAAAAUCAGUGAGCAGAAAUUUGUUAAGUACUAAUUUAGUGUGUCAAGUACUGUAAUGUUCUGAAAAGGUAGUGGAGGAGCACAACUUCUGUGAGUAGUUGGCAGUAGAGUUGAAUAUUCAAGACUGAGUGUUAGGCAAGUAGACAGCGGCAAUGUAGGCUGAGUGUUACACAUGUACCUUCCAUAUAUUCUGGCUCUGCUAUUACUUUACAGAUGAUUUGGAUGUCCAAAUUUUAGGUUAUUUCCCUGAGGUGGAGAGAUUUACAAGUAAUUGUUAUGGCUCUCAAAAUUAGAUGAUAGGUUUUUCAGCACUGCUUUAUAAAAUAGCUCAGUCAGCACUAAGAUAAAUGAACCAUUGUAAUUUUCUAUAAUUGAGUUAAAAUGUGACCAGCUUCAGGGAAAGAAUCUCCAGAUAUGCAAUUUUAGAAUAAUUUACUAUGUGAGCAUGCAGUGAUAUAAUUGGCAAUGCUA
Messenger RNA from Perognathus longimembris pacificus (Pacific pocket mouse), 3059 nucleotides. RefSeq names its product histidine triad nucleotide binding protein 3 (gene Hint3). Gene Ontology annotation, molecular function: catalytic activity. The record is from RefSeq and is a predicted model, not a curated record. The transcript has 5 exons. NCBI's taxonomy places the organism in Eukaryota, Metazoa, Chordata, Mammalia, Rodentia, Heteromyidae. The coding region runs from base 169 to 720 and encodes 183 amino acids.